This is a messenger RNA of Symsagittifera roscoffensis, 3495 nucleotides long. RefSeq lists its product as uncharacterized. The record is from RefSeq and is a predicted model, not a curated record. Bases 1139 to 3373 code for a protein of 744 amino acids. Lineage: Eukaryota; Metazoa; Xenacoelomorpha; Acoela; Convolutidae. The transcript has 2 exons.
GCGGAAACAUGAUAGCACCUAGCGAAAUUGCGAUCUAGUUUCAAAGCUAAUCUCUUUUAGGCCGGGCAGUAAAAGGAAAUCGAGUUGUCGAGGUUGUUUUCCCCAACACUGUAUCUUUCGGCCCGUUUGAAGUGUAAAUUUCCAUAUCAAUCCCUACUUGUGAUAUUCCAGAAUUUAUCGACGCCCUUUCCUUUUUAUAUGAAAAUUAAAACUGACCAAACAACAAACACUUUGUCGCAUCAUUGAUACACAACUAUUGCUGCUCUUCCACCACACGGGUGAAAGAGGCAAAAAACAACAAAAGAACCACUCAGCACAAAUUAAAAAACCACCAGCAAAUUUCAUUUCAGAAAUUGCGUUGUGUUGUGACCGUCUCAUUCGAUGGAAAAGGAUAAAAAAUUGCACCAUGUGUUGUGAGAUGAGAAAAUUGGCCAUAAAGUUUUCCAUUUGUAAGCAUGUAAGCCUCUUUUAACUUACUUUCAAAAUAAUUUUUCACAUCUUAUGCCCACAUCAUAACUCAAAGUUGGUUGACACAAUGCAUUAGCAUAAAAUGCACGAAUCCUCUCUCUCUUCACCGGAUAAUUCCUGCGGAGGUAAAUGUCACUCCUCAUGAUGCUCGUCUUGUGCAUUUGAUUCAUCUAGUCUAAAGAACAACCUUUAUUUAUACCAUCUUUAAAAAUAAGGCAAGCAAAUCUCUAACGGCUGCAAAGCCCAAAAUUUCCUUUAGCCUUAAUUUUACAAGAAUUAUAACAUGUAAUUAUCGAUCCUCUCGAGGCCAUUCGGAAAUACUAUCCUAUUGUUCUUUUGUGCAAUCAUCAACCAUUUACGGAGUCUCCAGUUGCCAAUUAUUCUUUAGUCUUCUUUGAUUUCGAGGUUUUAUCUGACCUGCUUUGUGUUUCUCGGACGAUUGUGGCUGACAGUUUGAAAGGUAUUGUCAGACAAAAGGACUCAGUUAAACCCAUUCGGGCAAUCUGUUAUACCAAGUUUGAUAGUUUAUCUACAAGACAACAUUACCUUCUUAUACAAAAUUCGUUUAUUAAAUCAUUAGAAUCCAAUUCAGGAUUUGUAACGUGCUCUUCAAAAUUUUGCAUAGCACUUAGAGUUCUGUUUACAUAGAUUGUGUGUUAUUUUGUUCAGAAUGGACUUUAAUGGCGCACCUUAUUCCCUGAACGAGGACAGGGCGGAAUUAGUAAACGGUUUACCCGACCAAACUUUAGUGCCCAAAACGCAUGAACACGGCCUUGAGAGUUCCCCAAACGGCAUGCCUCCACAACUUGAGAGCAUGCUCUCGGAGGAGACUGACGACUACCCGACUAUGAACGACUAUGGACAUGACGAAAUAUACAGCGAGACUUUAUUAGUUGAGAACGGCGACGACGGCGAAAUAAUCAGAAAAGGGGAUCCGAACUUACUUGAACCGGGCGACCCAGACAGCAAAACGAGUAGCAGGAAGUCAGUGGAGUUGGAGGAAACUCUUCACAUAACAGCAGAGUGUCGGCGACUGCAGUCGGCUAUUUCUGUCGACUCCACUUACCAGCUAGAGCCGGUUGGUGCGAGUGAUGAGACUGUUCGCUUUGUGCAUAAACACUUCGGCGAGAUGCUAGAGCUCCCGCAAUUGCUGCUCAACAAAUCACAACUCGACAUCACAGCUUUGAUCGAGUUCUCAAGAGAGCUGGGCAAAUUCCCACCUCCUUUGAAAGCAAAGCUGGGAGACAUCUUCCCGACUGUGACUUUCACUCUUCUGAAAAGUUUUCUGGAAAACCUGGGACUAAAUUUACAGCAAUGCGUUUGGUCGCUACUAGUUGACGACUUGGCAACUGACCAAUUUAAUGAGUUGGUAAAUGUGGUCAUUCAGAACUACUGCGAAACACUGUGUCCAAACUACAAAGCGUGGGACACUUUUUCCAAACAGAAAAUGUACGAGAUUGUAUUAGAAACAGAUUAUAUCAAAGUCCUAACAAAAGGUCCCGUAAUUUUCUCCGACUUCUACGGAAGGGUGUUUGAAGAUGUAGUUGCUAAUAUGCGAGACAAUAAACAGAAGACAGACAUCCAAAACUUGAUCGAAGAUUAUAUCACGAAGUCGACCAGAAAGAAAUCUUUCAAGGCUGACCUGGCUGCCACGUGGCAAAUGAUUGUUCAAUUCCUACUCCUGUUCAAGGGAGCCUAUAAAAGUCUGAAAAAGAUUUGUCCUGAAGUUGUGUCGGAGGAAUCACUACAAUGUGUGCGGAAUGUGUGCUCGUAUUUUGAAGUGUUCACAGAGUUGACAAACUUGAUCAGCGCUUUGGCACUGGGAUUCAAGACAUCCGAAUGUAUGUUGGAUCACAUCAAAGGCUGGUCACCAGAACAGAUGACUGAGAUGAGCAAGACACCCAGGGCAUUCAUCCAGAGCAUACACCCAAGGGACCUAGAGUUUUACCCGGUGCCCAAAAAAGAAAAGAUCAGAGACUCUAAGGCCACUCUCUACUUGUUUUCGGACAAAUUUGUCGUCAAGAUAUGCAAGGAUGGCUUCUCAAGUCAAUUUCUACGCGGACUGGGUUACCACUUACCCGACUUGACUGUCUACAAUCUGAAAGAUAUAAAAUCUCUGACUUUUGAAAAAGCAUCUGAAGAGCUAAUAGAGCAAUACUCUAUUCCCACAGGCACACCAACCCCAAUGGUUCUGAAUCUUGAAAUUGAAAACUCCAAAAGCAUGCAAAUCGUUUUCAAAACUGGACCCGAUGUGUCAGACCAAGACAAACAGUCGACUCAGUUUGUCAACUUUCUGGAGCGUCUAAAGGAUAUGAACAGAUUUGAGCUAUUAGAGAAAUGUUCGUCUCUUACGGCACCCGCGAGUCUGCAACUUUUGAACGAAAUUGCUAGAAGUUGGAGCCGGGUGCGAGACGUUGAAAAGGUACCGGAACCUAUUCUACACGAGAACCCUGGACUGCUGGGUGAGAUAUCCUUGGAGAAGUUCCUCACAGUCGAGAGGACAGGUCGGAACAAGAGUACAGAACUUGGUCGGAAAGGCGUGAAAGGCUGCAAGUCUCUGAGGAUGUUCGUGUUCACAGACAGCGUUUUUGUCCACUUGGUAGGUCAAACUGUGGGCGUGACCAACUUUACUAUGUGGCAACAAGACGUGUCUAAGUUCAAGGUCGAGUUCCAGGGCAGGUUGCUGCUGAUCUUGAUCGAGAGCGAGACACUGAACAAGAACUUCAGAUUGUAUCCCGAGAUCCCCAAAGGGGCGGCGGGUGGUGAGAACAAGAUGGUGAAGGAUAUUAACCACUAUAUCAACUGUUUCAACGAGAUAAAAGAGCUAAGACAGACACAAGAGCAAAAACUGAAAGAACUGCACGUGCACGCAAAAGACCCAGAACUGAAGGCGAACAAGCGAUAGUCUAUAGUUGGUAUUUAAUAUAUAAUUGUCCUUUUAUGUGCAAGUCAAUCUUGAUCCACAAUAUAGAUGUUUAAAUACCAAAACUGUAAAUUUGUUAAUUUUUCACUAGUCUUUUUUUCAAA